AUGUUUGUAAACUUGAUUAACAAGUUAAUUUCUACAUCUGCUAAGAAACCACCGCAAUCAAUCGCUCGCACAGUUUCCACUACCACAACAAUGUCUCCUGCUACCUUACAACCAAUCUUUGACAAGUUGUUCCCUAAGGUUGAAGAGCUGAAACCUGAUUUCAUCAAUGUAUUGAAACAAGCCGUCGAGAUCCCUGCAGUUUCUGGUGACGAAUCUCUAAGACCUAUGGUGGUCAAGAAGGCCAAGUUUUUAGCCUCUCAAUUAGAAUCCCUAGGGUUCCACGACAUUCAAUUGAAAGAGUUAGGUACUCAACCUCCUCCAGUCAAUAACACCCAUUUGCAACUACCUCCAGUAGUAUUAUCUCGUUAUGGGUCUGACCCAGCUAAAAAAACCGUACUAGUUUAUGGUCAUUAUGACGUUCAACCUGCUCAACGUGAAGACGGUUGGGAUACUGAACCAUUUGAAUUGGUUGUAGAUGAAGCUACUCAAACCUUGAGGGGUAGAGGUUCCACUGAUGAUACUGGUCCAUUGACUGGUUGGUUACAUGUUGUGAGAGCCCACAAGGAGGCCGGCAUUGAUUUCCCAGUUAAUUUAAUCACUUGUUUUGAAGGGAUGGAAGAAUCUGGUUCCUUAGGCUUAGAAGAAUUGAUCGCUAAGGAGGCUUCUAACUACUUCAAAGGUGUCGAUGCCGUAUGUAUCAGUGAUAACUAUUGGUUAGGUACUAAGAAACCAGUGUUGACUUACGGUCUAAGAGGUUGUAACUACUAUCAAGUCACCGUCUCUGGUCCAAAGGCAGAUUUACAUUCUGGUGUUUUUGGUGGUAUUAUUGCCGAACCAAUGGUUGACUUAGUACAAGUCCUAUCUGGUCUAGUAGACUCUAAGGGUAAGAUUUUAAUCGAUGGUAUCGAUGAAAUGGUAGCUCCAGUGACCGAAAAGGAGAAAGAAAUCUAUGAAAAGAUCGACUUCUCUCUUGAGGAAUUGAAUGAAGCAAGUGGUUCAAACACUGCCCUAUACACAUCCAAGGAAGACAUUUUGAUGCAUAGAUGGAGAUACCCAUCCCUAUCCGUCCAUGGUGUUGAAGGUGCAUUCUACGGUCAAGGCGCAAAGACUGUAAUCCCUGCUAAAGUCAGUGGUAAAUUCUCUAUUAGAACUGUUCCAGAUAUGGAUUCUGAAAAAUUGACUAAAUUAGUUGUUGACCAUUGUAACAAGAGUUUUGCUAAGUUGGGCUCACCAAACACUUGUCAUGCUGAACUGAUUCACGAUGGUGCUUACUGGGUCUCUGACCCAUUCAAUGCCCAAUUCAGUGCCGCAGCUGAAGCUACAAAGGUUGUAUACGGUGUCGAACCCGAUUUAACUAGAGAAGGUGGAUCAAUUCCAAUCACUUUGACCUUUGAACAAGAAUUGAAGACUUCUGUCUUGCUAUUGCCUAUGGGUCGUGGUGAUGAUGGUGCUCAUUCCAUUAACGAAAAAUUGGAUAUUAGUAACUUCAUCAACGGUAUCAAACUAAUGGGUGCUUACUUACAUUUUUAUGCUCAAUCUCCUGAGAACUAA
This is a messenger RNA of Maudiozyma barnettii, 1551 nucleotides long. RefSeq names its product metallodipeptidase (gene DUG1). The transcript has a single exon. The coding region runs from base 1 to 1551 and encodes 516 amino acids. Lineage: Eukaryota; Fungi; Ascomycota; Saccharomycetes; Saccharomycetales; Saccharomycetaceae. Gene Ontology annotation, molecular function: metallodipeptidase activity. The record is from RefSeq and is a predicted model, not a curated record. Gene Ontology annotation, biological process: proteolysis.